CAUGAUGUUACUUGAUUGGUCAUUGGUCUAGUUCUUACUUUAACAAUGUGGUCCCCGUUAUCUGCAAUGACCAGCUUCUAGUAGAGCAGAAAAGGGCCGAUCACAUGUAAAUUAUUUGUGGCAGACACACAUGGAAUGUGAACAGUGUUAAUAAUUGUUACAGAGGACAUCUGUAUCUGUACAUAUUAUUGGCUGUAAACCCCGAAUAGUCCGUUGAGGUACUAAAGAAUAUGUUCUUCUGCACAAACUCAUGACAGGGGUAUUACCCAGUACUUACUGUUUUUUUCUCAUGCUUUUCAUGUUGAUGGUUUUCAAAACAUAUACACAUUCCCCAAAAGAACAGUGGGUUCCUCUCCCAACAUUGGUUAUUCAUGUGCCCAAUCAUGGCAGCAGAAGAGGAGGAAAAUGGGUUGGUCAACAAUGGUGACAAGCACAAAGAUCCGGACAAAGCUGUAACAGAAAUAGUGGUGCUAGAUAGCGAUGCUAGUGAAACUGACAUCAUCAAUGGUGCUGAAAGUGGCAGUGGCAGGGCUGGUCGGUCCUCUUGUGUAUCCAGGGCACUACCACCUUUUCUGCUGAAAAUAUACGACAUGCUGGGGAACGAUGAAACCAACUCUCUAAUUUCAUGGAGCUCUACAGGAAAUAGCUUUGUUGUAACGAACCCUCAGUUGUUUGCUGUUAAUGUUCUACCCAUUUACUUCAAACACCGCAACUUCCAAAGCUUUAUUACCCAACUCAACUCAUACGGUUUCAAGAAAAUCAGUUGGGAGCAAUGGGAGUACAAGAAUGAAUAUUUCCGGAAGGGGGAGAAGCAUUUGCUCAAAAACAUCAAGAGAAUAUAUCGAAGUAAUUCCCACAGGACCCGGUCAGCAGCUCCGGGCGUAGACUCUUCUUCAUGCAGCAGGAACAUAGAGGAGAAACUCAAACUCUUGAAGAAGGAGAAUGAUCUAGUGAAUUCGGAAAUCAAGAAGUUGAAAGAGAAGCAAGAGAUAUUAGAAGAAAAAGUCGCUUCUCUCACAUAUCAAGCAGUAAACAAUGAGGAGAACACAGACAAUUCACUGAACAACCAGACAGAUCCUAAGCGCUUUAUUCAACAGGGUAAAAUGGUGUUGGACGAAGGAGAGACGGGACAGCAUCAGCCCAAUGCGUUCAAUUCAUUGGUGGACUUGAUUGGAGAAUCCUCCGACUGGGUGGAAUAUAUCAAAGAGAUGCAGGAGAAUGGCCAGUCAUCUCAAAUCUUGAACUCAAACUCAAUGUCUCAACUCUAA
Messenger RNA from Sesamum indicum (sesame), 1268 nucleotides. The record is from RefSeq and is a predicted model, not a curated record. NCBI's taxonomy places the organism in Eukaryota, Viridiplantae, Streptophyta, Magnoliopsida, Lamiales, Pedaliaceae.